AUGGGGUACGACUUGGUUAUAGUCAACGGGAUCGUAGUGUCGGAUACCGAAGUUCGAGAGUGGGAUAUCGCUAUCAAAGACGAGAAGAUCGCGAAAGUAGUUCAAAGAGGAGGCUUGAAAGAUGCCAAAGCGACGAGGACGAUAGACGCUGAAGGUGGCUAUGUUAUGCCAGGAGGUGUAGACGCUCAUGUACAUCUCCAAGAACCUCCGUUGUUUGGCAACGGCUCGACGGCAGACAACUACGAGACUGGCAGUAGAUCGGCCGUAUGUGGUGGUACCACCACCAUGGUAACUUUUGCGCCACAGAAGAAGACUGAGGAUACUCUUCUUGAUACUUUGGCGGCCACUCAUGAACGAGCAAAGGACAAUUGCUACAUCGACUACUCUUUCCACAUCAUCGUUGGUAAUCCCUCGGAAAAGGCUCUCUCAGAGUUCAAGACUCUGAGGGAGGAAGGCAUAUCCUCAUUGAAGAUCUACAUGACCUACGAGGCCCUUCAGCUACACGAUGGCCAGAUUCUAGACAUCCUCCUCGAAGCCCGGAAACAAGGCAUAACGACUAUGAUCCACGCCGAGAACGGACAGGUAAUCGAUUGGAUGACCGCACAACUUGAAAAGAAGAAGCUCUUCGCGCCAAAGUACCACGGAUCGUCCCACCCACCCAUGGCGGAAACGGAAGCCACCUACCGCGCAAUCAGUUUAUCAGAGUUCAUGGACACGCCAAUCCUCAUCGUCCACGUAUCCACACCUGCAGCAGCCGCCCACAUCAAAGCAGCACAAGACCGUGGUCUACCCAUCUACGCCGAAACCUGCCCACAGUACCUCUUCCUCACAAAUCAAGAUCUCGACCAACCAGGUUUUGAAGGCGCAAAAUGCGUAUGCUCGCCUCCACCGCGGGAGAGCGAGGCAGAAUGCGACGUAAUCUGGGAAGGACUCGCAAACGGUACUUUCACAAUCCUGUCCUCAGACCACUGUCCCUUCCGCUACGAUGACCCCGAGAUGGGUAAGAAAUCCAGCAUCAGUGCUGAAUACCCACUGGGCCACUUCAAAUACAUACCAAACGGCUGUCCCGGAAUCGAAACAAGACUCCCACUUACACUAAGCGCGAAUCGUCUCAAGCUCACUAAAUUCGUAGAAGUCACGUCUGCAAAUCCGGCGAAGCUGUACGGGCUUUACCCAAAGAAAGGCGCAUUAGUGGAAGACGAGUCGGAUGCUGAUAUCAAUAUCUGGUAUCCGGAGGGUAAAAUGGAGGAAUUUGAGUUGGCGAAUAGCAUGUUGCAUCAUGAUGUUGAUUAUACGCCUUUUGAGGGAAGGAGGCUGAAGCAGUGGCCGAGGUAUACGCUGCUGAGGGGGAAGGUGGUCUGGGAUAGGGAGAAUGGGGGAUUGUUGGGCGAAAAGGGGUAUGGAAAGUUUACGAAGAGGGAUACAAGUAGUCUUGCUAAACCUAUGAGGGAGGGGGAGUGGGUGCUGCCGUUGUAG
Messenger RNA from Alternaria atra, 1476 nucleotides. RefSeq lists its product as uncharacterized. The record is from RefSeq and is a predicted model, not a curated record. Gene Ontology annotation, cellular component: cytoplasm. Bases 1 to 1476 code for a protein of 491 amino acids. Gene Ontology annotation, molecular function: hydrolase activity, acting on carbon-nitrogen (but not peptide) bonds. The transcript has a single exon. Lineage: Eukaryota; Fungi; Ascomycota; Dothideomycetes; Pleosporales; Pleosporaceae.